UCUCGCUAUCGGAAGCUGGCGGAAGACGGAGGGCUGUGAUUGGCUCCUGGUAGCGGGGCGCGGGACGCGGUGCUGGAGGAGCGGGUGGCUCCGCAGUCGGUGCUGAGGCGCCAUGUGGGGCGGACACGGUAACUUCGAUGGCGGUUACGGCCCCGCGGGGGGAUACACGCAGUCACCGGGAGGAUUCAGUUCACCAGCGGGCGGGCAGGCCGAGAAGAAGCAGCGCAGCCGCUCGCAGAGCAUCGUGCCCUGCACCGUGUCGCAGCUGCUGGCAGCCGAGCAGGUGGACGAGGCGUUCCGUAUCCAUGACGUGGAGAUCUCGCAGGUCACCGUGGUGGGCAUCGUUCGACACGCAGAGAAGGCGCCCACCAACAUCCUGUACAAGGUGGAUGACAUGACAGCGGCACCCAUGGACGUGAGGCAGUGGGUUGACACCGAUGAGGCAGGUAGUGAGAAUAUCGUGGUGCCCCCAGGAACUUACGUCAAAGUUGCUGGUCAUCUUCGGUCUUUUCAGAACAAGAAGAGUUUGGUGGCGUUUAAGAUCAUGCCUCUGGAAAACAUGAACGAGGUCACCACGCACAUACUUGAGACUGUUAAUGCGCAUAUGAUCCUCAGGAAGAACCUUAUGUCAGCAUCAAGAGCACCUCAGUCGUUUACCUCUGUUGGAAUGAGUGACGUGGGGGCCUAUGGUGGAGGCAGCCUGCCUGUCAAUGGACUCACAGCACAUCAGAGUCAGGUGCUGAACCUGAUUAAAAACUGCCAUUCUCCAGACGGGAUGAGUCUCCAAGAGCUGAAACUUCAGCUCCACAAUGUCAGCAUACCAACAAUCAAGCAAGCAGUUGAAUUCCUUAGCAGCGAGGGACACAUCUACUCUACUGUGGAUGAUGAUCACUAUAAGUCUACGGAUGCUGACUGAAGCUCUUUCCACCUGGAUUUGCUCCCAGCCAAGUGCUUCUCGGUGUCUCGAAUUAACCUGCUGAGCUUUGCAACUUGGAAGGUGAUGUUUGCUUUCUAACAUGUGCAAGUCCCACUUAUUCAGUGAUUCCCCACACCCCGAAAUUCAAGGACAAUGUAGCCAAGAGAAACGUUCUGUUAAUGUACAGUAAUCAUGACUGGAUUUAUAAUUAGUUUGUGCACUUAAAUCUAUAUUUGUACUACGAGGUGGUCUUGUUACUAUGGCUUUUGAAUACUAUUUUCAUUAAAAUGUAAACUAGGGUGGUCUUAA
This is a messenger RNA of Coturnix japonica (Japanese quail), 1225 nucleotides long. It is a transcript of the gene RPA2, whose product is annotated as replication protein A2. Gene Ontology annotation, cellular component: nucleus; chromosome, telomeric region; site of double-strand break. Gene Ontology annotation, biological process: nucleotide-excision repair; double-strand break repair via homologous recombination; DNA replication. NCBI's taxonomy places the organism in Eukaryota, Metazoa, Chordata, Aves, Galliformes, Phasianidae. The record is from RefSeq and is a predicted model, not a curated record. Gene Ontology annotation, molecular function: single-stranded DNA binding.